This is a messenger RNA of Gekko japonicus, 1056 nucleotides long. RefSeq names its product acrosin (gene ACR). The coding region runs from base 1 to 1056 and encodes 351 amino acids. NCBI's taxonomy places the organism in Eukaryota, Metazoa, Chordata, Lepidosauria, Squamata, Gekkonidae. The record is from RefSeq and is a predicted model, not a curated record. Gene Ontology annotation, molecular function: serine-type endopeptidase activity. The transcript is spliced from 7 exons. Gene Ontology annotation, biological process: proteolysis; acrosome reaction.
AUGACCAAGAAGUGGCAUUUGCGGACGACGUCCGUUGGCUCCCAGCCACGGUGGCUCGACACGAGUUAUAGGAGGCACGAAUGCUCUGCCCGGAACCUGGCCCUGGAUGCUCUCGCUGGGUGGUCACGGCCGCCCACUGCUUCCUACAUAAACAAGGGCUCCCUGAUCAGCUCUCGCUGGGUGGUCACGGCCGCCCACUGCUUCCUACAUAAACAGUUUCUGGAACAUUGGAAGCUGGUCAUUGGCGCCACGCAGCUUUCUCAGCCUGGGCCUGAGGUGCAGGAGCGCACCAUCAAGAACCUGGUGGAGCAUCAGCUGUACCAGUCCCGGCGGAGCUUCAACGAUGUUGCCUUGAUGGAGCUGAGUGCACCUGUCAACUGCACCGACUACGUACAGCCUGCCUGCCUGCCAGACGAAGAUGUGGAUCUUUCAGCACUGACUCACUGCUACGUCAGUGGCUGGGGCGUCACCGAUGUGUCAAUCUUUCUGCCCACAGAGCCGUCGCAGACAGCAGACAUCAUGCAGGAGGCAAAAGUGAACCUCAUCCCCCUGGACCUCUGCAACAGCAGCGGCUGGUACAACGGCCGGAUCCACUACAACAACCUGUGUGCCGGGUAUGAGGAAGGAGGCAUCGACAGCUGCCAGGGUGACAGUGGCGGCCCCCUCGCGUGUAGAGAAGCAAGGUCCGAGCGCUUUUGGGUUGUCGGAGUCACCAGCUGGGGGAAUGGCUGUGCCAGGACCCGGAAGCCUGGGGUCUACAGCUCCACACAGGAUUUCCUUGACUGGAUCAAAGGGAAGACCAAGGAUAAAUUCCUGACCCCUGCUCGCCGCCCAGGAUCAUACUCCAGGCCACAAACAUGGCCCACGACGACCACUUCCACCACAAGACGCAAGCCCUGGAAGCCCAUCUCCCAGCACGAGGUCCAGCAGGUUGCCAACUGGCCAGUUCCUGAACCCCUGCCCCCACAGCACAGCACGAGCCCCCUUCCUUACCAUGCCCGGGACCCCAAACCAGGUCGCAUGUGCCUCUAUCACAGAUUUAUCUCAGCAGAGUAG